Carassius gibelio (silver crucian carp) is the source of this 6143-nucleotide messenger RNA. RefSeq names its product neogenin. NCBI's taxonomy places the organism in Eukaryota, Metazoa, Chordata, Actinopteri, Cypriniformes, Cyprinidae. The transcript is spliced from 29 exons. Gene Ontology annotation, cellular component: membrane. Bases 420 to 4637 code for a protein of 1405 amino acids. The record is from RefSeq and is a predicted model, not a curated record. Gene Ontology annotation, molecular function: protein binding. Gene Ontology annotation, biological process: cell-cell adhesion.
ACGCCUGCUUUUUCACGCACCAGUGCUCACUACAAGGCUCCACGCCGUGUGUUUCCGCUGGAGAUUCCACUGCGGCUCCGUUAAAUCUGCUGAACGCGUUUUCUCCGCGCCGGUGGGUCUCGAGCGCAUUUGCAGCUGCUGGCUUUGUGCGUCGGCUGUGGAUUGACUUGAUGCAUCCUUUAAAAGCUCCCUUCGGGUUUUUAAGUUCAAGAAAGCACCGGGACCCUUUGCCGUAUCGCCUUGGACUCUUACAGGAUAAUUAAAUGUUAAUUUUCGGCACCGGCGGAGCGCGAGAUCUUGCAGGUUGCGGACGAUGCCCAGCGUCUUUUUAUAAAACACCUUGCGAAAACAACUUCACCUAAGGAACCCAGUGGAUAACCCCUCGAGAUUAUUUGCUGUAUCUGUGAACUCGGAAAGUGAUGGCAGACCCCCCACGGCUGCUCGUGUGUCUCGCGAGUCUCGUCUCUCUCCGGUUCUGCGCGGCGGAUCAAGGUUCAGAUAUUCGAGGCUUUACCCCGUUCCAGUUCAUGGUUGAACCCGUCGACACGCUGGCUGUACGCGGCCUCCCGGCGGUCCUGAACUGCUCGGCCGCUAGCGACGCUCCGGUGAGGGUGGAAUGGAAGAAGGAUGGGACGUUCCUGAACCUGGUAGCGGACGACCGGAAGCGGCAGCUUGCCGACGGCUCUUUGCUCAUCAGUACGGUGGUCCACUCCAAACACAAUAAGCCUGACGAGGGGGUGUACCAGUGCGUGGCCACCAUCGACAAUCUGGGCACCAUCAGCAGCCGAACCGCACGCCUCACAGUGGCAGGACUUCCUCGGUUCCUCAGUCAGCCGGAGGAUGUGUCUGUGCGCUCGGGUGGCACUGAGAUGCUGAGCUGCGAGGUGACUGAAGAUCUGGUCCCGUUCACCCGCUGGGAGAGAGACGGUCAGCCCGUGGAGCUGGACAGCAGGGUCAUACAGCUGCCCGGAGGAGCUCUGGUCAUCAGCAACGGCUCCCAGAGCGACGCCGGACUCUACCGCUGCACCAUAGACGGCCUGGGACCGGCCAAAACCACAGAGGAGGCACAACUACAGGUGUCUGCAGAUUCGGGUGUUGAAGAAGAGCUGGAGACUCUCCAGGGCCCUGUUGCUAUGGCGAAGGUUGCCGGGGAGAGCGUGUUGUUGCCGUGCGUCAUGAAGGGGUUCCCCGUGCCUGUGAUUCGCUGGACGUUUAACGACCGGCCGAUUGACGAGAGCCGUGAGCGUUUUGCUGUGAUUGGUGGAGGAAGCCUGCAGAUCGUCAACCUGACCCAAGAGGAUGCUGGGAUAUACGUCUGUCAGGCGGACAGCGGAAACAUGAGCAGCGAGAUCCAGGCCGAGCUCACGGUGCACGUUCCUCCUCGGUUCUUGACGAGACCCUCCAACACUUACGCCCAGGAGUCCAUGGACAUCAUCUUUGAGUGUGAUGUCACCGGGUCACCGCCGCCCACCGUCAAGUGGAUGAAGGAUGGAGACACGGUCAUUCCCAGUGAUUAUUUCAGGAUGAAGCAGCAUAACUUGCAGGUUUUGGGUUUAGUAAAAUCAGAUGAAGGUUUUUAUCAGUGUUUAGCGGAGAACGACGCUGGGAACAUCCAGGCCAGCGCUCAGCUGAUCAUACUGGAUUUAGACGUUGCCCUUCCUUCUGCUGUCCCUUCCCUGACCGAUGACAUGACUGAUGUAGCGUCCAGCGCGUCCGAGCGCAGCGACCUGACGCCCUCCGCCCCUCGUGAUGUCGUGGCAUCUCUAGUGUCCACUCGGUUCAUCAAGCUGACGUGGCGACUUCCUGCCGAGCCACACGGGGAGAACAUCACCUACUCUGUGUUCUACAGUCUGGAAGGCACUAACAGGGAGCGUGUGGAGAACACCAGCGGGCCGGGAGAGAUGCAGGUCACCAUCCAAAACCUCGUCCCAGACACCAGGUACACCUUUCGGGUGGUCGCGUCCAACGCUAACGGCCCGGGCAAGAGCUCCACCCCGCUAACACUGGCCACCCAGCCGGAGGUUCAGGUCCCGGGUCCGGCUCCGAAUCUGCAGGUGGUCUCUGUCAGCUCGUCCUCGGUCACUCUGAGCUGGGACAGACCGGUGACCGGACACGGAGAGAUCCUGACCUACAGACUCUUCUACAGCGAGAAGAGCCGAGCCGAGGAGCAGCAGGUGGACGUCCCGGCUCCGUCCUGCACGGUGACGGGGCUCAAGGCGUUUACAGAGUACAGUUUCAGGGUGGUGGGGUACAGCAGACACGGCCCCGGCGUCUCCACCGAGGAUGCUGUGGUCCAGACGCUGUCUGACGUGCCGAGCGCCCCCCCACUGAACCUCACUCUGGAGGUCCUGAACUCAACGAGCAUCAUGGUCCGAUGGCAGCCGCCCCCCGCAGGUGCUGUGAACGGAGAUGUGACGGGGUAUAAGAUACGCUUCAGGAAAGGUCCGAGGAGAGCAGACGCAGUGGAGAUGUGGAGCACACAGCUCUUCCAGAUCCUCCAGGGUCUGGAGAGAGGACAGCUGUACAGUGUGAGAGUGUCGGCCAGCACCGUGAACGGAUCUGGACCGGCGAGCGACUGGAGCACAGCCGAGACCUUCCAGAACGACCUGGACGAGUCUCAGGUUCCAGGAGUCCCCAGUUCUCUUCAGGUUCGUCCGCUGGUGAACCGAAUCGUGGUGAGCUGGACUCCUCCAGGAAAUCAGGAGGUGUUAGUGCGAGGUUAUAAGAUGGGAUACGGGAUCGGCAGCCCUCACGCGCACACGGUCAGUCUGGAUUACAAGCAGCGCUUCUACAGCAUCGAUGACCUCGAUCCCAGUUCCCAUUACGUCAUCACCCUCAAGGCUUUCAACAACAUGGGCGAAGGCAUUCCCAUCUACAACAGCGCCACCACCAGACCCCAGACCGACCCCAUAGACCCUGAUAUUGAUUUCUAUGAACUCUUUAAUAACCCAUACACCCCAGCACCUGACCCCGCACCCAUGCUGCCCCCGGUGGGUGUCCAGGCCACCGUCCUCAGCCACGACUCGGUCAAAGUCAGCUGGGCCGACAACUCACUCGCCAAGAACCAGAAGAUCACCGACUCCAGAUAUUACACCAUCCGCUGGAAGACCAACAUCCCCGCCAACACCAAAUACAAGAUGGCGAACACCACGACCCUGUUCCAUACGGUUACGUCUCUGAAACCCAACACGCUUUAUGAGUUCUCCGUUAUGGUCACCAAGAGCCGCAGGAGCAGUACAUGGAGUAUGACGGCCCACGGGACCACCUUUGAGUCCAUUCCCAGCUCUGCUCCAAAAGAUGUGACCGUGAUCAGUAAAGAGGGAAGUCCACGAAUCAUCAACAUCAGCUGGCAGCCUCCGACUGAAGCCAACGGCAAAAUCACAGGGUACAUCAUCUACUACAGCACUGAUGUGAGCGCUGAGGUCCAUGACUGGGUGGUGGAGCCCGUGCUGGGGAACAGACUGACCCAUCAGAUCCAGGGGCUGACGCUGGACACCACGUACUUCUAUAAGAUCCAGGCCAGAAACUCCAGAGGCAUGGGACCCAUGUCAGACGCGGUGCAGUUCCACAGCCCUAAAGCAGAACCAUCAGACGAGAUGUCCAGUGAUCAAGGGCUGCAAGUCAAAUCCGGUCCCCCGACCCCCCCGGAGCACGGGAUCGGAUCAAACAUGGAUAAAGCAGGCAUCCGCGGCAGCCAGGAGAAGCAUGUUCUGGUGAUGGUGGUGAUUGUGUCUGUUGGUGUGUUCACUAUCAUCGCUGUGAUCGUGGGAGCCGUCCUGUGCACACGCCGCUCCAACUCCCUCCAGAAGAAUGUGUUUGUUCUCAGGAAGCGAGCGGCCUGUAAGUCCAGCGCUGGUUCACACAAGUACAAGGGUUCAUCUAAAGAGCUGAGUCCUCCUGAUCUGUGGAUCCAUCACGAGCGUCUGGAGCUCAAACCCAUGGACAAAUCCCCCGAGCCCAACCCCGUCCUGACAGAGACCCCCAUCCCACGGACCGCCCAGGAGCCGUCCCAUCAGAGACGGGGUCAAGAGACGGAGGACAGUCGGAGGGGAGUGAGACCCAAGAUGAUGAUGCCGUCCCACUCUCAGCCUGUGAUUAACGCUCACCCCAUCCAUUCCCUCGAUCAUCUUCAUCACCAUCAUCAUCAUCACUAUCACCUGGCGCCGCGUGGCUACCUUCAUCACCAGAUCAGCCUGAGAGCACCUGCCUCCCCGAGCUCUUCCUCACACACUCCUCCGUCUGCAGAAUGUGUGAGGAAUCAGGCCCCUGCACCUGAAGCUCCGGUGGCCCCCGGUCAGCCCCACACUACAGCGGAUCUACAGAAGACAGAGACGCUGAUCGGAGAAGAGCCGAGCACACACCCACUCAAGAGCUUCGCCGUGCCAACCAUCACUGUUUCCGCCCAUACCCCGCCCCCCUACGAGACCGCGUUACCCAGCACCCCUCUGGGGCCUGGUGUGAAGACAGCGUCUGUCGGGACAUUAAUUCGAGCUCGAGCUCCGAUGGCAGUAACAGUCCCCAGUGCUCCUGACCAAUCAGAAAGCAGCAUGAUGCUGGACUCGACGGAUGAACUCUCAGAGGAGAUGGCCCACCUGGAGGGUCUGAUGAAGGACCUGAACGCCAUCACCACGGACUGAACCGCUGCAAUCACUCACGGCUGAACCGUGUUCUCAGGAACGACCGGGACAUUUGAAUGAACGCUGAUCUCAGAUCAGCCUUAAGAAUGACUGAAAACAGAUCACGGAUUCAUCUUCUGCAUCCUGCAUGGAAGAGAAAUCUGUAAAACGAUCAAAACUCAAUGCCAUUUUUCAACUUGGAUGAACCGUUCUGCACAGAAAUCCUUUUACAUUUUUUUUUUUUGGAGGAUUGUUUUUGCAUAUUCCAUAUUUUUACCCUGUAUACAUAUGUUUUCAUUGUCUGCAAGGUCUUUUUAAAGGACAAAACCUUGCAUGCUCAAACUUUGGGCUCCAUUCAUGAAAUGCAAGCAACAUAAUUUAGUGUAAAUUAUGCAUAAAACCAUUCGUAUGUAAACUUGUUGCAUUCACAUCAAUGCAAAAAUUUACAUAAUGAACCAUUUAAACCAAAAUUUGUACAUGGAUCAUGAAUAUGAAACCAUUCUCACAUAAAUUCACAAAACCAUCUUUGCGUAAAUUGUCAAAUGGACAUUUUCUCAGUGUCUGUCGUUGCAUUAGAAUUGAAUGUCGAAGAUUUACAUAAGAGCAGAUAUUGAACAAUUUACAAAUAAUCUAUGAACAAUUGUUUUUGUUUGCUCAUGAACGUUUCAUGGAUUUUCUUUUUCAGUUUCUUACAUCAUGUUUAAAUGUUUAAUCUCUGGAGGGAAAUGAAGAUUUGUCGUCCUCACACGCUGGUAGCAUUAAAGUCCAAAUAUGCAUUUUCCAACAUGGACAUGCGGACAUCUUGCAGAUCUUGCUUUAUGGCCAUCUUAAUUCAGACUGAAUCGAGUGACGAUGAUGUUCGGUGCUUCAGAAACUCCUCAAACGUGAGACUUUGUGAGAACGGAGAUGUACGUUCCUCUUCCUCGGGACCCUGAUGCCUGUUUUUGGGGCCCUAGAGAUUCAUCAUGAAGGAGUUUAAUGCCAGGUGACUCUCAGAUUUUUGUACUUUGAGAGCUAUAUAUAUAUAUAUGACAAACUGCAAAUCUUUGCUUAUGUGAGUACUUUGUACACUCUCAAAAAAGGAAAUGUUUUAUAUAUAUAUUCAUCUUCCUGUUGGUUUUUAUAUGAAGAUGACACAUUGCUUUGUAAACAUUUUCCAUGUAAGUUAUGAAGGGUUAAAUUGUCUGCGUUGUUUUCACCGUGCUGUUUAGCCAAUCCCUUCUCCCAAAGAAUGAGCGAAAGAAAAUAUCAGCGACAAACUCUGCCUUGCUCGUGUAGUUUUUCGAGUCAUGAAUGUCAAUGUGGCUGUAACAAGGUAAGCUUAUGAAUACAGUUGUUUGUGUUUACAAUAACGGGGGAAGAUUAAAAAAAAAAGGGAAAAAAGACACCGAAUUAUGAUAUAUAGUGUACCAUCAACUGGCAUUUGCACUUUUUAUAUUUUGGAUUUUAAAUGAACGCUGAUGACUUGUGAAAUAUGAACCUAUUUUCUGUAAUGAUGUCACAAGUAAACAACUGGUUUCAAAGACA